Molecule: messenger RNA, 3386 nt
Organism: Coregonus clupeaformis (lake whitefish)
Lineage: Eukaryota; Metazoa; Chordata; Actinopteri; Salmoniformes; Salmonidae
Gene: xkrx
Product: XK related X-linked
Exons: 3
Coding region: 651-2111 (486 amino acids)
Cellular component (GO): membrane
Source: RefSeq, a predicted model, not a curated record
GCAUGUUCAGCCACACCUGUUUCUUGAUCACUGGAGGAGCUAACAAAAACAUUCACGUUUGCAUUUACUCAAGUUUUCAAUGGGACUCUACAGCGGAUGGAUCGUUUCAGUUUUUAUUGAGAUAGAACAGUCGACGUUGCUUUCCAACAAGUAAAUAUGGGCACUGAGCCCAUCAUUUGCAGGCAGACAUCAGCGGCAUGACAUUGCGCUGGAAAAUGUAUUUGCCGAUCUUUGAGAUUGUGGGAGUAUGACUGGUGUUUACACGUAUGUUACACCCACUGGUUUCCAUUUGGAAGACUACCCUAGAGAUACUAAAUGGGUGGUGGUUUAUUUUCUUUUUUUAUUGUGGCCACGGGUGGUAAUGCCACGUAAUAUAGCCUAUUGAUACACAAAGGAGUUCUUCUUGUGUGUGGACAGUACCUACCGAAGCAAACGUAUCACAAGGAAACAUUGAAGACGAUGUCUAACAAACUUCAUAUAUUCACGAAUGAUAACAAACUGAACUGCUUAGUUUGAAGAAAUCUAUAUGGAUAAGGAUACAAUCUGACACUUGGCAAACACUUGGAAACUACACUUUUCUGCGUAAAACUAUGAGCCAUCCGUCAGCUCUAUAGGUCUCCAUUGUCUGACAUUGUUUUAGUCAUUGAGCCAUGGAAGAAGAGGGCGACCCAGUCGAAAAGAUCUCGGACGUCGAUCAAUUCCACCACGAAUCCCCCUCUGAAAACGGAGUCAUGUUGGUUGUGAACCACAGUAACAUUCAACCCCCUUUCAGCGUGGUGUUGGCUACUUUGUUGUAUUGUGCUGAGUUUGUCUGUGCAGCUGUGCUUUGCAACAUGUACCACAAGAGCGAUGACGACAUCUGGAUGGGGUUGACCAUCACCUUCAUGUUGGUGCCCGCUGUAUUGACUCAAUUGGCGCUGACAUUCAUUCAUAGAGACUUGGGAAGAGACCGCCCCCUGGUCCUCUUCUUGCAUCUACUACUCCUGGGCCCACUCAUUAGGUGUUUCGAGGCUCUGGUGGUUUAUUUUAAGGCAGGUAAAGAGGAGGAGCCAUAUGUGACCAUCUCCAGGAAGAUCAAGCUGAAGAAGGACCAGGGCACGCCCAUGGAGUGGGAGAUUGGCCACUCGGAGCGCAAGCUGGCCACCCACCGGAAUGCCUUCAAACGCACCGCCGUCAUCCAGGCCUUCCUGGGCUCCACCCCCCAGCUCACCCUGCAGCUGUACGCCACCAUCCAGGAGAAGUACCUACUCCCCACCAGAAUGACUCUGAUGAUCAUCUGCCUCAUCUCCGUCACCUAUGGGGCCCUGGUGUGCAGCGUGCUGGCCAUCAACAUCCGUUACGACGACUACAAGGUGCGGCUGCGCCCGGCCGCCUACCUCUGCAUGAUCCUGUGGCGGGGCCUGGAGAUCGCCACGCGCGUCACCUCACUGGUGCUGUUCAGCACGGCGCUCACCUACUGGGUGAUCCCUGUGGGCCUAGGCAACCUGCUCUUCUUCUUACUGCUGCCCUGGGUUGAAUUCUGGGUGCGACGCGCCUCGCUGCCCGACAACGUGGAGAAGAACUUCAGCAAGCUGGGCACCACAGUGGUGUUGUCGCUCGUCACCUUCCUGUACGCCUGCAUCAACAUCUUCUGCUGGUCGGCCGUGCAGCUAGACCUGGCCCAUCGCGACCUCAUCGAGAAGAAGCAGCGCUGGGGCCGCCUGGCCGCAUACUACGUCGGACGCUUCCUCGAGAAUGGCGCGCUCAUCGCCCUCUGGUACUUCUACAAGUCGGACUUCUACGAGUACGUGUGUGCCCCGCUGCUGGUGGCCCAGCUGCUGAUCUGCUACAGCCUGGCCGUGCUCUUCAUGCUACUCUUCUACCAGUUCUGCCACCCGUGUCGGCGCCUCUUCAGGCACAACGUGCACGACUGCCUGGCCUGCGUCUGCUGCUGUAUCUGCUGCCGUAGGGGCGGGGGGAGUGAGGAGCAGGGGCAACCCCAUUCCUAUUCCACCACCGCCACCAUGGUGCUGGUGCCACUGGAGCCGCCGGAACUGCAGCCCCCCGACCUAACCAGCCAGCUGGGGGAGCGGGAGUCGGCCAUCAUUGAAGACAUAAUGGAGGCAGCUUGAGAAGGCCCCAUUUGAUGAUAUGGGGUCACUGCGUGGUGCAACUACUGAACUAAUGGCUAUGUACACUCAGGACUGUUAUACUGUGAGUGGUGCAGAUAAGGAGACGGACAGAGCUGCUUGUUCUGCGGUGCACAGAGGACAAGUUGGUCCCAAGAUUUUUAUUGAUUCUCCUCGUUUUAGAAUAACACGUGCAUGCAGAGCUUUGGGGUCAAAAAGAUCAGCCGUGAUAUAGACAAUGUUGCAUCACUGUUGUUGAAUGGGCGUACUGUACAGGUAGAGAGGCAGUGGGCCACGGGAGACCAAAGACUGUACCCUGUUAAGAUAUGCAACCUUGAGAGAGCAGCACGGGGUCAGAUACAAUGGGGCCAGGUGUGUGGAAACAUGCGGCCUUGGGCCGACUUCCCCUUUAAACUGGGACUUCCCCUGCUUACCUUCUCAGGGGUUUACUUAAUUAAUAAACCCAACAUGUUGCAUUAGGUACCUUUCAUCCACACUUCCAAGGCCAUAUGUAACAUGAAGGAAAUAAAAGGUCAGAUGAAAUCAGAGCCACCUUCCUCAAACCCCACUCCACUCACUGUGUGUAUUUAUGAAUGGUUUGUAUUAUUAGUACCUGGCCUUGUUUUAUUUUGCCUUUGCACACAGUGGUUAAAAGUCAAACAUUUACAUUUACGUCAUUUAGCAGACGCUCUUAUCCAGAGCGACUUACAGUUAGUACAAACUUACAUGACAAACUGAGUGAGUCAUGCCGUGUUCACGUACUAGUCGGAACUAGGAACUAGGAAACUCUGAAAUGUCCAACUUGCUAACUGGUUGAACGCAGCACGACUUACAAGUCGGAAAUUUAUUCCAACUAGCACGUUAAAGUGUCAAUAGACAGUGAUCAUUUUAAGAACAAGUGGGUUAAAGAGACAAUGCAGAUUUUAUGUAAUCACACUUGUAAAUACAUAUAUUGUAAUUGAGAUGCAAUUCACAACUUUUUACGUUAAGUGAUGACUUGAUUAAAAACAUACAAAUCAUUGAUGCCUUAUCGGUAGCCUGAGCACCAGUGUCUUUAGCUAAUGUUCCACUCCUUUCCACUCCUUGUCAUUGGGAUUAGCUAAAGACACUGGUACCCAGGCUACCUUAAUGGUACCUUUAUGUCUGAAAUAUUGAAGUCCAUUAUUUGUCUGCUUUUUAAGUGUGUGGUCUGUUUCAAUAGCAUGUUAAGUGCCUUAACUACUGCAUUAUUACUUGAAUAAAAAAGGUAUUGAAUAAUAAAUGCUGUAAUAUAAAGAA